Molecule: messenger RNA, 306 nt
Organism: Pedinophyceae sp. YPF-701
Lineage: Eukaryota; Viridiplantae; Chlorophyta; Pedinophyceae
Source: the annotation of a GenBank genome assembly
AUGGCGAAGUCGGGAUACGCCGAGGGGCUGCUCGCCCUCGUCGACAGGACGGUGUCCGUCAUCACGAACGACGGCCGGAACCUCGUCGGUCUCCUGCGCGGCGUGGACCCGCUGACGAACCUCGUCCUCGCCAGCUGCCAGGAGCGGAUAUUCACCGAAGAGGCCGGCUGCGCCACAGCUGACCUAGGCCUGUACCUCGUCCGUGGAGACAACGUGGCCGUGGUCGGGGAGCUCGACGAGGCGCAGCACGCGCAGCUGGACCUGUCGGACGUCAAGGCGCCGCCACUCAAACCAGUCGUCUUGUAG